UAGUAAGUACGCAGUAUGCACAGGUUUUUGAGGAUGUACGCAGUAUGCACAUGUCGUUGCACAAGACUACACUUGUCGAAAAUGCGGACCUUGGUGUUACUUUUAUUCUUCUCUAUCUUCGUCAACACAAUCAACGGCUCACAAUUCACAAUCACCGAGGCCACCAUCGAUGACAUCCACCGUGCCUUCAACGGAAACCAACUCAGUUCAAGGCAACUAGUUGACUUGUACUUGGACCAGAUUGCAGCAUUGAAUCCCCAGCUUCGCAGCGUACUGGAAGUGAAUCCAGACGCUCGGAAUCAAGCGGAGGAGGCUGACCGCGAGAGGGAGGAGGCGGCGGCGAAAGAUCAGAACUGUCGAUCGUUGGGAGAGUUGCAUGGGAUUCCCAUACUGUUGAAAGACAGUAUAGGGACUAAGGAUAAGCUGAACACCACGUGUGGGUCCUACGCGCUGCUGGGAUCAACGGUGGCUAGAGAUGCCGGCGUGGUUCAACGGUUGAGAAGAGCCGGGGCUGUGAUAUUGGGGAAGGCUAGUCUUAAUGAAUGGUAUGGGCUUCGGUCGUUGGCGAUUCCAGAUGGUUGGUGUGCUAGAGGUGGACAAGCAGUGAAUCCUUAUCUGAAAUCCGGGGGAACAUGUGGAUCAAGCAGUGGGUCCGCAAUCUCAGUGGCAGCAAACAUGGUAUCAGUGUCACUGGGGACUGAAACCGAUGGCUCCAUCAUCUGUCCAGCUGAUCAAAACUCGGUUGUAGGGAUUAAACCCACUGUUGGUCUCACCAGCCGUUCCGGUGUCAUUCCAAUCUCUCCCCGUCAGGACACAAUUGGGCCCAUAUGCAGAACUGUAACGGAUGCAGUGUAUGUGCUUGAUGCCAUUGUGGGUUUUGAUCCACGAGAUAAUGAAGCAACAAAGGCAGCAUCUGUGUUCAUACCUCCAGGUGGUUAUAGACAAUUUCUGAAUGAAAAUGGCCUCAAGGGGAAGAGAUUGGGUGUUGUAAGGGAACCGUUUUUGGACUCAUAUAAUGGAACCUCUGCAAUUCCAGCCUUUAAGCAUCAUCUGAAUGUGUUAAGGCAAAGAGGUGCAACUAUAGUAGACAACCUGGAAAUAGCAAACAUCGAUGUGAUUUUGGAUCGCACUCAAAGUGGCGAAUUAAUUGCAUUGCUGGCCGAGUUCAAGAUUUCAUUAAAUGACUACCUGAAAGAGCUUAGCAACUCUAGAGUGAAGUCAUUGGCAGACAUAAUUGCAUUCAACUUGAAUAACCCAGUUAUAGAAAAACUGAAAGAAUAUAGUCAGGAUGAGUUCAUUGCAUCGGAGAAUACAAGUGGGAUUGGAGAGCAAGAGAUAGAGGCAAUAGAGAUGAUGGCAAACUUGUCAAAAUAUGGGUUUGAAAAACUGAUGAAGGACAAUAACUUGGAUGCAAUGUUGACAAUAGGCUCAAAUGCUUCCACAGUACUAGCAAUUGGUGGUUACCCAGCAAUAACUGUUCCAGCCGGGUAUGAAAGCAAUGGAAUGCCGUUUGGGAUUAGUUUUGGGGGCUUAAAGGGUUCAGAACCGAAGCUGAUUGAGAUUUCUUAUGCAUUUGAACAAGCCACAAGGGAACGACGGCCUCCCACUUUUCUUGAAUAAUGGUACGAAGUGAACAACUUCCUUGAAUGCUAUAUUUUGAUAAUUGGGUUGUAAAUAAGGCCAUAUUACAAUAAAUAUACCAUGCCAAAAAUAAGUGUGUUUUUAUUGGAAAAAUGUAUUAGCCAUCUUAACUUGGUGAAUUACAUGUUGGUUGUUGAUAUUGUUA
Messenger RNA from Quercus lobata, 1786 nucleotides. Its product is annotated as probable amidase At4g34880. NCBI's taxonomy places the organism in Eukaryota, Viridiplantae, Streptophyta, Magnoliopsida, Fagales, Fagaceae. The transcript is spliced from 5 exons. Bases 16 to 1620 code for a protein of 534 amino acids. The record is from RefSeq and is a predicted model, not a curated record.